Messenger RNA from Gastrolobium bilobum, 2625 nucleotides. RefSeq lists its product as uncharacterized. The transcript is spliced from 14 exons. NCBI's taxonomy places the organism in Eukaryota, Viridiplantae, Streptophyta, Magnoliopsida, Fabales, Fabaceae. Gene Ontology annotation, molecular function: glycosyltransferase activity. The record is from RefSeq and is a predicted model, not a curated record. The coding region runs from base 1 to 2391 and encodes 796 amino acids.
AUGGCAAGAGACUUGUUAGAUUUGUUCUCCAUGAAAAAAUGGAGGUGCUCUUGGUCUCUUGCGGCAACAAUUGCUUCUGUUGUGGCAUUGGCUUCUGUAGUACAUCUGUUCUUUUUCCCUUUGACACCUUCUUUCAGUUACUUUAAGCUAGCUCCGGACUCCUGCAUUCCCCCAACCAAUGCAUCAGCAGAAUUGCCAAGCAACCCUGACCGGGAAGAACCUGCGAUUGAUUUAAAGCAUCAGUUCCCAGUUGACUUGCACGGAGCAGUUGUUUAUCGGGGUGCACCAUGGAAGGCUGAGAUUGGCCGGUGGCUUGCAGGUUGCGAUUUUGUUACGAAAGAAGUCAACAUUUCUGAGAUAAUAGGUGGCAAUAACUGCAAGAAUGACUGUAGUGGCCUGGGGGUUUGUAAUCGAGAAUUGGGACAAUGUCGAUGCUUUCAUGGUUAUGCUGGAGAUGCAUGCACUGAGAGAUUAGAAUUGGAAUGCAACCACCCAGGAUCACCAGAUCAGCCAUUUGGGCGAUGGGUUGUCUCAAUUUGCCCAGCUAACUGUGACAAAACAAGAGCAAUGUGCUUCUGUGGAGAAGGUACAAAAUAUCCAAAUCGACCACUGGCAGAGACAUGUGGGUUUCAAUUUAAUCCACCUUCUGAACCUGGUGGUCCCAAACAAGUGAAUUGGACAAAAGUUGACCAAGACGUAUUCACAACUAAUGGUAGCAUACCAGGUUGGUGUAAUGUAGACCCAGAUAAAGCAUAUGCUGGCAAGGUGAAAUUCAAAGAGGAAUGUGACUGCAAAUAUGAUGGUCUUUGGGGCCGAUUUUGCGAAGUCACUGUUGAAUCUGUUUGCAUUAAUCAGUGCUCUGGACAUGGCUACUGUCGUGGUGGAUUUUGUCAAUGUGACAAUGGCUGGUAUGGAGUAGAUUGCAGCACUCCAUCUGUGAUAUCUUCUAUAAGAGGGUGGCCUAGUUGGCUUCGUCCUGCUCGGGUUGAUGUUCCUGACAAUAGUCAUGUCAGUGGAAAACUUAUCAAUGUUACUGCUGUGGUGGCAAAAAAGAGGCCUCUUAUAUAUGUUUAUGAUUUGCCCCCAGAAUUCAACAGCCUGCUAUUUGAGGGACGGCAUUUUAAGUUAGAGUGUGUAAAUAGAGUUUAUGAUAGCAAUAAUGCAACAAUAUGGACAGACCAACUGUAUGGUGCUCAGAUAGCACUUUAUGAGAGUAUGUUGGCUAGUCCUCAUCGAACUCUAAAUGGUGAAGAAGCAGACUUUUUCUUUGUUCCUGUUCUUGAUUCAUGUAUCAUAACUCGUGCUGAUGAUGCUCCUCACUUGAGUAUGCAGGAGCAUAUGGGGUUGAGGAGCUCUCUCACUUUGGAAUAUUAUAAGAAUGCAUAUAAUCACAUUGUUGAGCAAUAUCCUUAUUGGAAUCGCUCAUCAGGAAGAGACCACAUCUGGUCUUUUUCAUGGGAUGAAGGUGCUUGCUAUGCCCCUAAAGAGAUAUGGAAUAGCAUGAUGUUAGUUCACUGGGGAAACACAAAUACAAAGCAUAACCAUUCAACCACAGCCUACUGGGCUGACAAUUGGGAUAAAAUUGCUUCCGAUAGAAGAGGCAUUCAUCCAUGUUUUGACCCUGACAAAGAUCUCGUGCUUCCUGCUUGGAAACUUCCUGAUGCUAAUGUGUUGACUUCAAAAUUUUGGGCCUGGCCCCAUGAGAAGCGUAAAACACUGUUCUACUUCAACGGGAAUUUAGGACCAGCUUACCCUCAUGGAAGACCAGAAGAUUCGUAUAGUAUGGGUAUCAGACAGAAACUGGCAGAAGAGUUUGGAUCAAGUCCUGACAAGGAUGGAAAGCUUGGGAAACAGCAUGUCAAAGAUGUCAUUGUGACCCCACUGCGUUCUGAAAACUAUCAUGCGGAUAUAGCAAGCUCUGUUUUCUGCGGAGUUUUUCCAGGAGAUGGUUGGAGUGGACGCAUGGAAGACAGUAUUUUGCAAGGAUGCAUUCCUGUAGUCAUUCAGGAUGGGAUUUUCCUUCCGUACGAGAAUGUGUUCAACUAUGACAGCUUUGCUGUUCGAAUACCGGAAGAGGAAAUUCCGAACAUGAUAAAGAUUCUUCGGGGAUUCAAUGAUGCAGAAAUCAAAUUCAAGUUGGCAAAUGUUCAGAAAAUCUGGCAAAGAUUCUUGUAUCGUGAUUCUAUUAUGCUCGAAGCUGAAAGGCAAAAAACUGCUUUGGGACAUGUUGAUGAUUGGGCAGUUGAAAUCUUAAAACUGACAGAGGAUGACGUCUUCACCACUUUGAUACAGGUUCUGCAUUACAAGUUACAUAAUGAACCUUGGAGGAAACAAGUUGGAGUUAACAAGAAGUUUGGAUUACCUAAGCAGUGUCUGGUUGGCAACAACUAAGGAGUUUGAUUGAUGUGAAAGUUAUUUGGAAGACUACGUUGCCAAGAUCCUUUUUGAGAAGUAGAGGGGAACGGAUAACCUUUCUUCUAUAUAUUUUAAGGAGCCAAGAUUAAAAACAAUUUGGCUUCGUGUGUAUAGCAGGGUGAAGGUCAAGUUCUAAAAGAUGUUACAAUCUUCAUUGCAUUAAAUUAUUCAACCAGAAUGGACAUACAUGAUUCUUUUUCCCUUCUCACA